Molecule: messenger RNA, 4684 nt
Organism: Pundamilia nyererei
Lineage: Eukaryota; Metazoa; Chordata; Actinopteri; Cichliformes; Cichlidae
Gene: shoc1
Product: shortage in chiasmata 1
Exons: 28
Coding region: 91-4446 (1451 amino acids)
Biological process (GO): resolution of meiotic recombination intermediates
Cellular component (GO): condensed nuclear chromosome
Molecular function (GO): ATP hydrolysis activity; single-stranded DNA binding
Source: RefSeq, a predicted model, not a curated record
GACGGUUUCACCUUUUGGUGACCUGUUAAUGCAUCCUGAAUAAACAAUCUUGGACACUACAGCCGCGCAACACUAAAACUUAAUUACAUCAUGCCAGAAAAGGACAACUCUGCCCAGACUGAAGUCUUCCCUGCUAUCAGAUUUAAAGCUCUUGACUAUGUUUUUGAGGCCAGCACCAGUCUGAAAGUCAUGAUGAACCUGCUGGCUCUGCCAACACCUUACCUGACAGGUGCCAGUGACCUGUAUCCACAUAGUGGAAAGCUGCUUGAAGACACCUACAGGAAACCGUGGGUCAGAGGACAGGUGAUCUCCACUUGCAGACUUAAUGUCGGUGGCUCUGUCCUUGAUAAUCUGAGAGAAAAAAAUCCACCAGUAAAUUCAACAGAAAGAUUUGAUGUGAAAGAUGAGGUGGAGGUGAUACCCAGCUCUAAUCCUGACUCACUUCAGGAUUUAGAUGAAGAUUUGUAUGGUUCCCUUUUAAAAGACUCACAGACUGACGGUCCAUGUCAGGAAUCGUUUUUUAAGCAGACACCUGACGAGAUCACGGAUAAGAGUGAAGACCUCUUCUUGCCAGAAGAGCUCAUUCCAGUCGAUCACCUGGCAGAGUUUAAGAGACAUUUGCCUACACUGAGAGUCAAGUUGUCCAGAUUGAGGAUGCUUCCUGUAGCUGACCCGCUGCUGAGCUCAUCAGGAAAUCCCAUCUCAGAAGACAACAUGUUCAGCUGUUUCAAGCACUGUGCAUCUUAUGAAAAACCGGCAGAUGUGGACACCACUAAUGUUCAGACAUGCGUAGACAUCCAAGAGGAGUUUGUUAAACAGCCACUCAUGAACGGAGAGUUGCUGCUGUUGCCUGCUGUAGUGGAGACUCUUCAGCUGAGCACAGAAAAGUUCACAAGGUUUUCAAACAUCUACAGUCAUGUGAAUGUUUCCACUGAGCUGAUGGACGAGGAGAUUCCAGUCCUAGAUGUGCUUCAAAAAGCUUCCCUUUCAAAUCCUUCAGUGGAUAUUUCCAAGUUUGAUGUACCAGAUGAAGCCAGUGAAGAAACCAAGAUGAAUGGAGGCCUGAUUGAGUCAGAUUUUGCAGGAUGUGCGGUGCUUCCCACUGAAAUGGAGCUGGAGUUGACUCUCAACCCGACUCCCCUGAAAAGUCAAACUGACAUCUGUCUGUCCACCUCUGAGCUCAAGAAGGAAGAGAUGUCUCCUUGUUGCAGAAUAUCUUUGGUGUCGCCGAGAGCUCAGAAAGAGAUGAAGGCGGUACUUUGGAAGGCAGAGAAGCACCUGAACUUUGUGGUGGGCUUUCUGUUGUCAGAGCCUCAAAUGUAUGAACCAGCUGUUGACUUCCAGCCUCUGUGGGAAGCCUUAAAAGUUAUCAAACUAGAGAAAGAAAGUUUCAUAAGCGCUGCUGACAAACUGCAGUCCAAGAUGGAGACGGAAGUCCCGCAGUUAUCUUUGUGCUGCUACUGCGACUUCACAGAGAGUAUGAAGUCUGAUCUUCCCUCCAUCAGAGAGGAAACUGGAGAAGACUUAAGUAAACUGCCACCUGAACAUGUGGAGGUCGACUCCUUUCUAUUGAGCACCACAGCUGAAACUUUUCUCCAAAAGAAACCCACUGAUGAUUCAUCUCUGAAUGCCUCCCAGAUGCCUGCGUUCAACACAGUGAAUAAAGAUGUAAAACCAGCUCCUGACACCACCAAAUAUGAUAUUGGUGGCAAGAAGUUUUCAGAAGUUGCAAGCUGGUCUUCAGCUCAUGAAAAAGGCAUCAGCAGACAAGGACAUGACUGUCAGAUGGAGCUGAGUGCAAACAUUUCUGAGGAGGCUGUCGCCUCCACACUGAAUACUAGAGAUGAUGACAGAGGUUUGCUGUUGGCAAGAAAUCCACCAGAGCUGGACCUUGACCCCCUGGCCACCUUCAUGAUGCUUAGGUCUCAGCAGAUCGCUCCUGUUUCUGCAUCACCUCAGAGCUCAGGCAGCACUGCAGCACAUGAGGUGAACCACCAAGCACUAUUAUCAGAGCUGCAGCCUUCUCCAGUGCAGAGUCAAACACUGGACGUGAGGCCAGGAAAUUCAAACCGAGAGGAAGAACCUGCUAAUCAGUGGAUGGGUCAACUCAGUGGAAAAUCACAGCAAAGACGGGACAGCCAAGUAGUUAAGAUCAAACCUACAGACAGCCAGCAGCGAGCCUACUGUGAGCUGCUGGCCUUCGCUCAGCCUUGUCUGAGCUCUGCCAGACAGCUGGGGCUCAACUUCCCAGGGUGUGGAGACUUCAGCAGCCUGGCACCAGACCAAACUCACUUCCUUCUCAAACAACAGGAGAGGGCACUCUGCAGGGCCCCUGCACAGACUGCAGAACUGAUCAAAGAUCAGGAAGCGCUUUUCAACCUUGCAGCUCUGAUUCAUGUGCUGGUGACAUUUAAGGAGCUGCUGCUGAAGUGCGACCUCAGUACGGGUUUGGAGUACCUGACAAAGGCAGCUAAGGGAUGUGCAGAGCAGAGUCUGCAGCAGCUGCUAAAGAGGCUGCACAUCAUCCUCUACCUCAGUCAGAAAAACCAGGAGUCCAGCCUCAAACUGCAGGAGCUCCAGCACCUGGUGGCUGAGUGGCUGAACAGCAGUAAAGGACAGAACAGCACAGAUAAAAUUCUUGUUAUCGGCUCAGUUCACUGUGAUAGCAGCAGAUCAACAAUAAUCAACAGCUUGAACCAGGUGACAGGCGCAACUGCAGUUUGUCCAGAGCAGGACAAGAUAAAGCUCAAUGGUGCAAGUGUAGUCAGCAGCAUGCAUGAUAGUGUGUGCGUGGUGGUGUAUGAACAGGAUAUUGGCCCCGACUUCCCCUGGACCUGUUUCUCUCUAGUCGUGGAGUACGACCAUCCGGGCCAGUCUCCAUGGUCUGCAAUCUGUAGGGAGAGGAGCAUCAGCCACCUAACGUUCAACACCACCGUCUCUGAUGCAGAGAAUAUCUUGUGGUGCCUGGAGGACAACGUGCCGUAUGUGUUGUUUGUGACGGAGGGACUUAUGAACUAUCCGCUGCUACUGCAAAUGCUUGAGUCAGAGUUUAAUGUAAUGGUGCUGGAGAGGAGCCACUGUCCCUCCCUGAAGAGGCUCGGAGGGAUCCACAAUUACACUCUCAUCACAGUGGAUGAAAGCACCGCCAUCGUCAUUCAGGAGCAGGAUGAACUAUGUCAAGAGCGAGCCAGUGAGGGAGUGGUGAUGAGGCUGACUGCUCUCUCUCUUCAGUACAGCUGCUGCUGGCUCAUCCUUCAUUGUCCAGAAGGUCAGGGAGGAAGAUUUUCCAGUGAGGCCUUCAGCAACUUGGUGCUAGUCUAUUCAUCUCUGGUGCUAUUGAGAAUGAAGUCUGAGGAUUUGGAUGUGAAGGUGCUGUUAGUGUCAGAUGUAUUGGAAAUGGCAAAGUCCAUCAGUCAGAUCUGCUUCCACAGCCUGAUGUCCAGUGACAGAGACCCUGUCAGCUUCUUGAACAGAGACUGGCUGACUGUGAUGCCCUCACAGGAAGAAGAAUGUUUGUCACAGUUCCCUUGCAUUAACCCCCUGGUUGGACAGCUGAUGCUGAGCAGAGUGCCAUCCUUUGAGUGGCUCCUGGGGGCCUCAUUGUGUCAGCUGAAGGAGCUGCUUCCUGAGGUGCCACAUAAAGUGCUAAAGCUCUUCAGUGACACGACCUCCCUGUAUCCACUGGCAGCAGAUCCAAAAGACCGUCAAACUUUGACCACUGAGACAAACCAACAAAGCAGCCCACAGACUCACACUGGGGAUUAUGAAUGCAUGAAGUCCCCCCAUCCAGACCUUCUCUGUAGCAACCAGAACACCAGCUUCCUGUUCGAGAGUCCACAGGAGAGCUUCUACCCAAUAUUCGAGGAUGGCAACUCAGAUUUCAAACUUGACCUGAGUGAUACUUUUGGCAGUUCAGAUGUUUGUUUCCAGGGAAGCUGGAACAUCAAUGAUCCAUGGAGAGAGGAUGGGAAGAUCUCUGGCUGGAGGAGCAUAGCUGGAGCAGUGGGGAGGGUUGUUGAAAGAUCAGUCAAUGAGUGGACACGCAAGACUCCGCUAAACGAUUACACCACUUCUUCACACCCUGCUGACAGCCCACUCAAACUGGACUCUACCUUCAGUUACAGUACCAACCUGCAGCAGCCAGCCAGCCCCCAAACGUCCACAUACCCUACACUCUACAAGGACUUUAAUCCUCCCAGUCAGCACAUCACCUACAGUCUUAGCACACCUACAGGUAUCCUGUGGGGUCAUGAUCACGUUGGGGGAGGGAUGACAUCACUUUCAGCCAACUAUGGCUCCAGAUGCUGGGCAGGACAGGAGAGGAAGAGGAACAGAGAGGCUGCAGGCUUGAUUGGAUCAGUGUUGUCACCAUCGAAGAAGGGAAGGCUGAGCUAUGAGAGGGUGCCCGGCAGAGGUGAUGGACAGACGAGGCUUAAAUUGUUUUAGAAAAGAAUGGGAGAAGGAAUAAAAAAUAUUAAAAUGCAUUAAAACAUUAAAAGUUCAGUCAUGGCAUAGUUUGCGGUGGGGUUUUUUUUUUCUUCUCAGAUUACAUUUUUAGUUUUUCACCUAAAAGUCUACAUUUUAAAUGUUUAUAAGCAAUUGUGAUUUUCUGAAUUCCUUUUUUGUCACCAAAAAUACUGUUAAUGUUUAAAAAAGGAGGAACAGUUAAUUUUAUUAAAGUUCA